Molecule: messenger RNA, 2738 nt
Organism: Toxorhynchites rutilus septentrionalis
Lineage: Eukaryota; Metazoa; Arthropoda; Insecta; Diptera; Culicidae
Exons: 2
Coding region: 936-2720 (594 amino acids)
Source: RefSeq, a predicted model, not a curated record
CCGAACAGCUAUAAAUUCUGAACACUUUAACAUUGAACUUUAAAUAAUUGAAUAAUUAAAACCCCGAAAUUCUUUAGGGUAUACACUUCUGUAUAACGUCAUUCAUAUGUAUCCACACAGUGUCUUAUUUAUAAUAAGUAUUUGCGAAAAAGUGGCAGUCAAAACCAGUAGUAAAAUUCUGUAAAAAAACAACAUCUUUAACUUUUCAGUUUUUGUUGUUGUUUUCACUAUUUGAUCUGCUGUUUCAGUUUAAGUGCUAGAAAAGGUAAGAAUCUACUAUAAAUUAAGGAAAAAGGGAAUUUAAACUAAGGAAUCUAUUAAAAUAAGUAUUAAAGUAGGGUUCGAAUGAAUCAAGUUUCGACGUAUGACGCAAAUUCCUAACAGCAGAUGUUAAAAUACACUAUUUUCAAGCAAAUACAAAAAUUGUUACGCCUCUCAGGCUUGUUCAGGGUUUUAAGUUCAAUGGAUGGAAAUAGGGGAAAAAAGGAAACUAUAGCAACCAUUGUUAGAAAGAAAAAUCUAGUAGGCAUUGUUGAAAAGAAAAAUCGAGAUAGAAAAGAGAGUAGCAAGUGCGAAGUGCGAAUAUUUUCAAUGAAAAUUAAAUUAUUUGAAUUUCUAGAUUAGAUUAGCACCAAGCAUACACCUAGCCUCUGUUAAAUGAUUCUACUGCUAAAUGAUUUAUCUACUAUAAAGGGUAAGCAUUUAAGUUUACUUACAUUAAAACUUACCUUAUUUCUAACAUUAUACUUAAAAUAAAUAGGCUAGCUAAAAGGCGUAUUGAAUACACCUGAGGAGGCUUCCUGAUAGAACAGGCAACUGGAGUCACUAAAACGAAAUUUUAAUAUAACCAGCAAAAACAGUGGUGAUUUGUUUUUCGGAAACUGCACUCCUGUUGGCGAAGCCAACAUUUUAAAAUUUCGUUUUAAUCUAUAACGAUGUUGGAUCGGACCACAAACGCUCCAGACGGAACCGGUAAACAAGCUACCGCAGAUCAUCGAAACCUAAUUGGCUCAACCCCGAAAGUUUCAAGUCUCCAUAACAUGGUAGAUCCGCCCGCGGGUACAUCUAAAUCUACCGCUGUACAACAAAGUACGUCGAAGGUGCCAAGCUCCUGUUUUAAAUGUGAGAAACCGGAUACUAGUCGCAUGGUUCAAUGCGACAAAUGUGAUGAAUGGGCUCACUAUUCAUGUGUAGAUGUAGAUGAAGACAUUGCGGACCGAAGUUGGAACUGCUCGGAAUGUGAAAUCGCGGGAGCAUACCGGAAAGGUAAACAGAAGUCCAAGAAGAUCUCAUCAGCACUGAAGACAUCGAAGGACCGGAAGAAGACGUUACAUGUUGCGAUAGUGAAAGAUGGCGGACGAAAGACGACAUCGAUGGUUGUUAAAAAGUCAACCGACAAUGGUCAUGCUAAGGAAUCUGCUGAUACAGAAGCAUGCGGAAGAGGUGGAAUGUCUGUGGAUAAAACUAAUGACACGGCGCAGAAGGCUAAAUCGAUUGUUUCUGUGUCUUCCUUUAAAUCUGCCAAAGCACGUUUGGAGGUUCGCUUGAAGCAGAUUGAAGCAGAAGAAACGCUGAUGGCAGAAGAAAUGAAACGUAAGCGCGAGCUAGUAAAUAAGAAGAUCGAAGUACUGAAGGAGUUGGCUGACCUGGAAGAUGAUGGUGAAUCUGUGGACGAUACACCAAACUCUCACGGUAAAGUGGAAGGUUGGCUGAAGGACAACGACAGAAAAUUCGUAAAAGAAAAACACGAUUCAGAGCACGAUGGAGAGGAUAAGUUUGAGGAUGACGCCAGCAACAGUGAAGAGGACGUUUCUGUCGACAACGAGAGUAACGAAGUAUUUGGAGAUGAGUCUGAAAUGGGAGAUGAAGAAGUGUUGGAAGAGAACCAUGGCAUAGAAUCAUUCAAACCCGGAAGGCAAUCGACGUUGAAGGAUGCAGCUAGUAGAACGUCAGGAGCGGGAUCUAAGAGUCAUUUACAAAGAUACAAACGACUCACUAAAGACGAGUUAGCAGCGCGUCAGGUCGUUCCACGUGAAUUGCCCAAGUUUAGCGGAAAUCCCGAAGAAUGGCCAAUGUUCGUCUCAACCUACGAAGAUACCACAGAAAUGUGUGGGUACACCGAAGCCGAGAAUAUGAUCCGCUUAAGAAAUUGCUUGAAGGGGGAAGCGUUUUAUGCAGUUCGCAGUUUUCUCAUGCGCCCGGCAACGGUGGGAAAAGCAAUGAAUGCCUUGAAGUUGCGGUUUGGAAGACCGGAGACAAUCAUCGAGUACCUUAAGGACAAGAUCCUGUCGUUGCCGGCUAUCAAAGGAGAAGCAAUAAAUAAGAUCGUUGAUUUUGCUCUUGAGGUGCAGAACUUGAGUGCCACCAUAGAAGCUUGCGGAAAAAUGGAGUAUAGCUCUGAUGUAACUCUGCUGAAGGAAUUAGUGAACAAAUUACCACCUCACAUCAGGCUUGAUUGGGCGAAGUACCGGAAGAACAAAUCAAAGGUGAAGCUUUCUACAUUCAGCCGUUGGAUAUAUGGUCUGGCAGAGGACGUAAACGUUGUUUUCGAACCACAGUUUCGAGUAGGAAAACAGAAGUACGUGAAUACCCAUUCAGAAGAGGUUGGUAAAGAGGAGCCACAGAAAAUCCCUCAGAAACCUGUAGCGAAGGCUGAUUCCUCAACGAGUGCAGCAGCAGUAAAAAAAAAAAGUUGUUUGGUGUGCAAAGUUAUCGUAUGAGGCAAAAUGGGCGACCAU